UCCCCAACUGUGGUGCCAGGGAGCACCUACUCCUUAAGGACAACCCGAUGCCUUCAGCGGCUGCACAACCUCCCCAGGCUCAACCUGGGUGGUACCUCGUGGCGCCUAUCUGGUUUGCUGCUCUACCUGGAUUGCAACAGUAUCGCCUUCGUGGAGGAGGGCGUCUUCCACCUCUUGAACCCCCUCGUGCUGCACCUCAAUGGCAACCACCUCACUGUGCUCACCUGGGCCACCGUCCAGCCGCCCCCCCCCCGAAUCUGCCAGGUGGCCUUUGCGCUCUCACCCAUCCAGCCAGGCCUGUCCUCAGAGCCAGCAGUCACCACUGUGAGCGGGUUCAGCUGUCUCUUCUCCAAGCUGCUGCCCAAGUCCCCGGUGGAGGAGGCGGCCAACACCACCUCGGGGCCAGUCAAUACCUCCACAGCCUUCCCUCGGCAGCAACAACACCGGUGA
This is a messenger RNA of Myotis lucifugus (little brown bat), 450 nucleotides long. RefSeq names its product nyctalopin-like. Lineage: Eukaryota; Metazoa; Chordata; Mammalia; Chiroptera; Vespertilionidae. The record is from RefSeq and is a predicted model, not a curated record.